Molecule: messenger RNA, 1360 nt
Organism: Didymella exigua CBS 183.55
Lineage: Eukaryota; Fungi; Ascomycota; Dothideomycetes; Pleosporales; Didymellaceae
Exons: 3
Coding region: 359-1333 (324 amino acids)
Source: RefSeq, a predicted model, not a curated record
CGUUCUGAUCUCAUUUGUUGGUCAGAAAGCGAGGCUGCAAGUGGCAGAAGCAGUCAAGAGCGUCAGACAGGAGAAAAAGGUAGGCACGCGGUCCCACGUGACACUCAAGAAGCUCGGCGGAAGGCACGGUCCCAGUCGCGACUCCCAAAGAAAUUCCGUGACAUCUCACUUGUGGUCCCGCAAACACGGUUGCGACAACCGCAAUCGACUCGCCACUUCCUUCAUCGUCACUGCUUUCGCCGACUUGUCCACAGUCCCUACAGCCUCAUUGCUACUUCUAAAUGGAAUAGCCAUACCCGCAGAAUUUUGACCCGCUGUAGCCUACCCCGACCUGGGAGCUCGAAUAUACGACUUCAUCAUGGCCACCGAUCCAAAGGCGGCGCCGCUCGCCGACGACUUGAAGGAGCUCGCUCUAUCUUUACCCACGAGUGUCUUUCCCAAGGCGUUCUUUUGCGCAUUGUGCAGCGAGCUUGCUAUUGAUUCAUACAAGCUGCUGUGUUGCAACAAAGUUAUCUGCACUCCAUGUCAAACGAAGCUUUCCUUUCCCACGACCUGCCCGUCAUGCGAUCACUCGCCUCUCGAGGCCGAUUCGUGCACGCCAAACAAGGCAUUGCGCAACACAAUGCGCGUGUGGCUGCAGAAACAGAAGAAGAAAGAGGAGGCUAAAGCAGCCGCGCAAGCCGCUACACCAGUAGCAGAGGCUACGCCAGCUGCUAUAGAGGCGCCGUCUGAGGUGGAGGGUGCGGACAAACCAAUCGACAGCGUCGAGGAGGUAACAGCUUCAGGUGAUGUGCCAGCCGAGUCCGCAGUGACUGCCGCUGAAGGCGGAGACGCUCGACCACGUACAGUGUCCGCUUCCGCGCAGCCAAACGAGGUAGGUCUUCAUCUUCCUUUAAUCGCUACACGAGUUAGUGUCUGCAAACGGUUUAAGUACACAGAGACGAAACUUAAGAGAUUCGGAUGGCUAAAGUCAAUGAACACUAUCGAUCUUGCACGUGUCGGUGGCUGUAACAUGCAUAUCUCGCCGUGUGCACUUGCUGAUUCCAAGCAGGAUUCUGUCGCACAUGACAACGACGACCUGGAACGACGCGGAAGCUUAGUGUCACAGACCGCGACGCAAAGUGUUGAGCCGUCUGCUGCAAAUGCCUCUCCUGACGACCAAACCAAGCCGAACGGGCCAGCGAACAUGAUGGGAAACAAUUUCAUGAUGAACGGCCAGAUGGGGUUCGGUUUCCAAGGCCAAGGCAACUUCGGUGGCAUGGGUUUCAAUGGCAUGUCCAACAUGAUGAGCAAUGCUAAUUGGAACAACAUGAAUCCUAUGGGUACGUCCUAAUUGCCUGAAAUGACUUUCGAAGACUAG